Messenger RNA from Vittaforma corneae ATCC 50505, 612 nucleotides. RefSeq lists its product as uncharacterized. Gene Ontology annotation, biological process: regulation of DNA-templated transcription; nuclear-transcribed mRNA poly(A) tail shortening. The record is from RefSeq and is a predicted model, not a curated record. Gene Ontology annotation, cellular component: P-body; CCR4-NOT core complex. The coding region runs from base 1 to 612 and encodes 203 amino acids. The transcript has a single exon. NCBI's taxonomy places the organism in Eukaryota, Fungi, Microsporidia, Nosematidae.
AUGGACAAAAAUCCAAAAAAGUCUGAAGAUCUCUCUCCUGAGGAGAUGUGGAAGAAAGUUAGUCAGCAACUCAGUUCGAAGAAGUAUGAAAGUGCAUCCAAACUUGCAUAUACAACAAUGUUUGAUCUCAGUAGUAUUUCGGCUGAGAUUCAGAAAAUAAAGGCAGAGAAACGAAGGACAUUAGAAAAACUAGAAAAAAUAGAAAUAGAAAAUUCCAUGUUAAACAAACCUUACUUUAAGCAAAUAGAACCGAUGUAUCCAAUAAGGAAGAGGUGCAAGGUACCUGCCUUCUUUCCCAAGCAUUCUUUUAUGCAUUUUAACAAUCCAAAUUUUUAUAAAAGAUUUGACUUAGAUACCCUCUUCUUUAUAUUUUACUAUUUCAAGGGUCAUAUACAGCAGACGUACGCUGCAAUCCGACUGAAGCACUAUGCUUGGAGAUACCAUUUGAAAUAUAAAAUGUGGUUUCAAAGAUUAGAUGAGCCUAAGCUUAUUACAAGUGAAUAUGAAAAGGGUGAGUUUCUGUUCUUCGACUAUGAAACAGCAUGGAAUUUUAUGAAGAAGAACGAUUUUGUGUUUGAGUACUUCUACUUGGAACACCACGACUAUCAUUGA